AUGGCGCACGAACAGAAUACCUACUGGAAGAAUGUGCUCACCAUUGUGCCGAUCGUCGGGGCCGGUGUGGCCACCAUUAUGUUUCUGUUGCGUCUGUUCUCCCGACGACUGGCGGCCGCUGGGUUUUUCCUGGAAGACCUGUUGAUGGGCAUUGGGUUGAUCCUCUCCUACUGCGCUACGGCUUUUGUGGUGGAGACUGCCUUCAACGGUGUUGGUGUGCCAGUGGCAUCGCUGCCGCAUGAUGAGCGGUAUCGCAUCCAAUUUGGAUCCUGGAUGAUACAGAAGUUCUGGGCCCCGUCCAUGGCCUUUGUCAAGAUCUCGAUCGUCGUCUUCCUCAAGCGUCUCCUGGGGUCCGUCCGUGCAUAUGCCAUCGUAUCCAAUUGUCUGAUCGCCUUCAUUGCUGUAUGGGCCCUUACCGCGCUCCUGGUCAACACUUUCCAAUGUUGGCCGGUGCAAUACUACUAUGACAAGACGUUGGAGGGACACUGCAUGAAAGGGCAGGUGCAAUUCUUCCAGGCGAUGGGGUCGAUCGCAUUAGUCGAGGAUGUCAUCAUUCUCUGUCUACCGAUUCCCAUUGUGUGGAGGCUGCAGAUUACCUUUCGGCAGAAGAUGGCAUUGACGCUGGUGUUCUCUCUCGGUGGACUGGUGUGCAUCUUCAGUCUCCUGCGCCUGAUCGAGUUCCGCAACUUCGUCGUCACAGAUCUUGCCUCCUCAAGCGCAAAAGAAUCCAUCUGGACCUGUCUCGAACUCGACGUCGCCAUCAUCUGCGGCUGCCUCCCACUCCUCAAACCGCUCGUCCAAGGCUUCCUCGGCAAGGUCAAAAGCGGCGUCUCCAAAGGCUACUCGCAGCCCUCCACCGGCUCGAAACUUCCCUUUCCCGCAUCCCGGACUAACAACGAUGGUUUUCAGCAGAUCGAUGAUCCGCAUGGCACAUUGGCAUCCACCGCAUCCAAGUCUCCCAAUACAAUGGCUACGCCGAGCUGCAAUAGCUCCGAUGUGGAAUUGCAGGGCAUUACGGUGCAUACCAGUAUACGACAGGAUGUGGAUGGGCGGUCGGACGUCGGUAGUACGGAUCCAGUGUUGAAUCAUAACUGGCGACAAUGA
Messenger RNA from Aspergillus thermomutatus, 1104 nucleotides. RefSeq lists its product as uncharacterized. The transcript is spliced from 5 exons. The record is from RefSeq and is a predicted model, not a curated record. Bases 1 to 1104 code for a protein of 367 amino acids. NCBI's taxonomy places the organism in Eukaryota, Fungi, Ascomycota, Eurotiomycetes, Eurotiales, Aspergillaceae.